AUGCUGCCUUUUACGAGCGCAGUGUUUAUGACCUGGUUGUUCAUUGCAAAUGCUGAGCAGUGUGAAGAGUGUGGAGCGAUGUCUUUCCUUCAGAUGGCACUUGGCAAGGAGAAGCAGAAGAUCAAGCGAAUGCACCGAGUAGAAGGAGCAAGCUAUGAUCUUCCGUGCCCUUCUCCUGCAGAGAUGCAGAGUCCGUUUGCAGAGCAAGUUGCUGCAAUGAUGAGCGGAUCGAAUCACUCGGCAGCCCGGCUUACAUCUUUAGAAGGCUGCGCCAUGCUAUUUGCAUGCGUGGACAGCGGCAGCAAAACGGAGCAGGAUUCAUGGGCCAACGCCAAGGCCGUUGACCUGGCGGUCUACAGCCUCCGAACCUGGCCCCAUGAUGAGGCCAUCCAGGUGACGUGUGCCAGCGCCGUGGGCCCGGUGAUCUUGUUCCACCGUCCCAAUGGGCUGCGAGCUGGGCAGCUGGGGGGGCUCAAUGCCACCUUCGCCUAUUAUGGAUCCCACAUGGACAACGAACUGGUCACUGGCCUGGGAGGCGCUAUCGGCUCUUACUUCGACAAGAGCAACGAGAACCGGCAGAUUGCAAGGGAACUGGGGGGGAUUGAGCUGCUGAUCCAGAACAUCCGCAACAAUUUCCAUGGACAGUACAGCGACUGGGCGUAUGAGCCGGUGAAGCAGUCGCUCUUCGGCUUAUCCUCGGGAACGUGGACGAAUCAAGACGUUGCCGCGCGGAUGCAGAUCGUCCCCUUGCAUGUUCAGCUGAUGAAGGAGCACGGGAACGAGACGAAGAUCGGGGAGGAGACCCUGCAGGCUGUCAAGGCGAUGCUCUAUGGGCGGGACUCCUUCCGGUGGAACUACACCAACGCAGGCAUCUUUGAGGCCUUGGUGGGUGUCCUGCGGGGCAAUCCCACUGAUCGUGGUGCCAUCAGCCUCAGCUGCGAGAGCAUCGUCUGCUUGGUGGGCGUCACCUUCAUGUUUGGGCCCACACUUCGUUUGCCGCGUCUCUUGGCCUUUGACCCGGCGAUCCAGGCGAAAGCCACUGAGGCUGGAAUACUUGAGGCUCUGAUCGAGACAGCCACUUCGAACCGCGAGCUGGAGCACUUUGAGCAUAACUUCAACUUUGAUGUUGAUUCCUCGUAUAAUGCAAAGGCCACCUGCUAUCAAGCCUUGCAUGUCAUGGCCAAAGACAACAUGGAGAAUCGUGCUGGAAUCCUGGAAGCCAAAGUUCCGGAGAGGAUCGAAGAGAACUGGGCCGAGCUCGAUCAUCAAGGCCAAGUUGAGGCCUGUGGACUCUUCUCAGAGCUUGGUCUUCAGAAGUCGAAAUGCCCCUGA
This is a messenger RNA of Durusdinium trenchii, 1332 nucleotides long. The record is from the annotation of a GenBank genome assembly. NCBI's taxonomy places the organism in Eukaryota, Dinophyceae, Suessiales, Symbiodiniaceae.